Molecule: messenger RNA, 4299 nt
Organism: Daphnia pulex (common water flea)
Lineage: Eukaryota; Metazoa; Arthropoda; Branchiopoda; Diplostraca; Daphniidae
Product: transcription factor RFX4-like
Exons: 16
Coding region: 1122-3818 (898 amino acids)
Biological process (GO): regulation of transcription by RNA polymerase II
Molecular function (GO): DNA-binding transcription factor activity, RNA polymerase II-specific; RNA polymerase II cis-regulatory region sequence-specific DNA binding
Source: RefSeq, a predicted model, not a curated record
CGACAUUGGGGGAGGUGGAAUAGUUUGAUCGGCCUAGGCGGAAACAAACUGAUUGUGACAGCAUAGACUAUUAUAUACAAACUGGUUGACUGCCAACUGAUCGCAAAACUCAUCCGCUAAAAACUUUUCUUUUCAUACAGCAGUUGGCAACUUUCUUUUCCCACUUGGAAUUGACAACCAGACCGCUGUGUGUGCACACACACACAGUUGCAUUUCCAAAGUUUUGACGGCGACGUGUCAUCCCAGCGGCGCACGCCAUGCAGUUGAUCCCCCUUCGAUCCCUUUAUUUUAAACUCCUUACACGCUCGACGUAGUAGAGUUGUCUGUCAUCCAUCCAUCCAUCUAGGAGUGCUGCUGCGGAUGGAAUAGGGAAAAAGUGGGGCGGAAUGAGGUGGGGAUCGACGGGGUGGAAGAAAAGACGUCGUCGACGUCGAAGCGGUUUUGGUGAUCAUCGAUCUACAUCAAAGGCGUCAACCAAAAAGCCGACGCGAUACGUGACGGGCAAGUCUCUGACAGUCGCCGCCAGGAGGGUCGAACGCCGCUUUUAUGGUGGAGGGAGAGCGAGAGGGAUUUAUAGCAGGAGUACAGUGGGUUUAAUAAGGGAAAAGGGGGGAGCUGGAUUGUGAUUGGCGGUCGUUGCGUCGACUCCGCCCGCUCCUACAGCAGUGCGGGAUCGAAUCCACGGGCGGAGUCAACAUCGCCAUUGGUUCCCUGCGUCUCCUUACUGACGUCACCCUUAUGUACAACAUGAGAGCGAAGGUUUUCUAUACAUUUUCAAUUGAAGGAUGGGAGAGGAGUCAAGGGAGGAUUUGGGUGGGGAGAGAUGGGAGGUGGAGAGGAGCUGAACGGUUACAAAUAGUCUCGGAAUCGUCCAAUCUGAUCGUAAACGUGAUCCGGAAAUCCCGCAAUCAAAUACUACACUCCCGCUUCGCUCCUUAAAAGUUUUGAUCGUUGAACAGACACACGCAAACAUCGUGGAAGCAAAACUCACCACAACAUCUCCGAGUAUACAACUGCAAAGUGAUCCUUCCAGCUUUUUGUCCCAAUCAAUUUGACCCAGCAGGCAGGCAGUACAUUGAUCCCAAAGAAGUUUUUUUUCCAGAAAUCCUGUCCUGCCGUUGAUGAUGGAGACGCGGAUCCUGAUGUCGUCGUCGACUUCGUCUGCCAGCAAUAGCAGCAAUUACGAAGAAAUGAUGCUGAACCGGAAGGAAUCAUCGUCGGUACAUCAUCAUCACCACCAAAGAAGCAACAACUCUUCGUCAGUGACGGCCAUCGGUGCCGGCGGUGGUAAUGGGGGACAUCAUCAUCAUCACCAUCAUUCCCAUCACAAUCAAACGACUCAACUUCCUCCGUCGUUGACCGUACAGAUGAGGCCUCACUCAACGCCGGCCACUCUCCUCUGGCUGGAAGAGAAUUAUGAAAUGGCUCAAGGAGUUUGCGUUCCACGCAACACCCUUUACCUCCACUACGUCGAUUUCUGUUCCAAACAUGGCAUGACACCCGUCAAUGCCGCUUCUUUCGGCAAGAUAAUCCGGCAGCAGUUUCCGCAAUUGACAACCCGCCGUUUGGGAACGAGAGGCCAAUCACGCUAUCAUUAUUACGGGAUCGCUAUACGAGAGAACUCUGCUUAUUACGAGCUCGUGUACUCUAAGAAAGGCCUACAAGCGACUGAAGAUAUUCGAAAGGAUCAUCUGAGACAGAUGCCUUCCUCUUGUUCGGGAAACCAGCAAGGAGGAAUGUCGUCGUCGUCGUCUGCAAGAUCUUUGACAUCAUCGACCUCGGCGGUGGGUACGAGCGGUGGCGGGAUGCCGGUUUCAGUGGCAGUGGCUCAAGCGGCCACGGCCGUCGCCCUGGCCACCCGCCUACCCGAGUUCCCUAAUUUACGUGAUUUGUGUCUACCGCCGGGUGGCAUCAGUGGGGGCGUACCCGAGGAGCGCGUGGCUACAUUUAUUGUAAUGUACCGUGCACACUGUCAGCGACUCCUUGACACGAUUAUUCGGGGCAGUUUCCAAGAAGUGCAAACAUUCCUGCUGCAUUACUGGCAAGGCAUGCCGCCUCACUUGGUUGGUGUCCUAGGAAGUCACGUGGUCGUCAACAUUGUCGGCGUCUGCGACUCGAUCCUUUACCGCUCUGUGUGCAGCAUCCUCAUGUCUUCUGUUAUUCGAGGAUUGCCGGAGAAUUUGAUCCAAAUGAUUCGCAAAUUUGCUUCCGAACUGGAUUCUUGGCUUCAAGCCGCUUUGGAGGACUUGCCGGAAAAUUUGCGUGCCGUCAAAAUCGAUCUUGCUCGACAUUUUUGUCACAUGCUCAGGAGACAAAGUUCCCUCAAUCAGCUUUUUGGGACGGUGCGGUUAGCUUUACACGAUCCGCAAGUCAACAGCGUUUUGCUUCACGAUUGGCAACGUCAGGAUCUUCACGCCAUGGCCAAAAGCGCACUGCAGGCCGUCAGCAAUUUUCAUUUGGGAGAUCACAGCCAACAGUUUCGUAAACGUCGUUCGACAGAUACCCAAUCCAUCAAUCCGGCCACCGUUGAAUUUAUUGCUGCCUUCGGCGGCGAGUUUGAACGCUUGUUGGCGGAGCAGGCGCCGUUGGAAGCCUACACUGAAUGGGUGGAGUCGAUUGUGGAUCGGUGCGUCCUCCAACAGCGCGGCCAUCAUCGCAGCAGACCCGCCUCUUCGUUGCGCCACUCGAUCCGCCAGUUUCUCCUUGUAUGGAUGGCUUUUAGCGGCCGUUUGCUGCGUGAGUUGACCGCACAGACCGCUGCCGGAUUCGAAACGUUUCAUUUGAUGCGCAUCAUGGUGGACGAUUAUUUCCUGUACCUGGUCGAGUUGUUGCACGUUGACGACCGAGCUCGUGAGCUCAUGCGUAACAUCACACUCGACAUUCCGCCAGAAUACCUGGACACUGACUAUGAAGGUUUCCUAGCCACCGUUUUUGCCAAUUUUGAUGUUUCACCAGAACUGGCUGGCCUCGGUUCGGAUCAUUCAUCUUCCGCCAAUCGCCAUCUGACCGUGGGUGAACCACAUUACGCUGAAGUCGUGACGGACGAAGCCAAUCACAUGGAAACCGGAAGUCCCAGCAGCCAGCAGCAACAAGUGAUUGUGGUCAACAAUACCAGCAACAAUGAUUACAACGGUCUACCGACCGAAUCUACUUCUGACACUGGAGCAUCAGAUGAAACGUUCACGGGCUAUGACUACGCAACCAACGUCAGGCUUGCCAAUGGAUACAAAUUCACAAGUGGCGGUGGGCCUACCAAUACCGGAGUGUAUACGAGCUAUCCGGCGACUAAUACUCCGCCUGCAGCAUCUCAUCAAUUGAGUUAUUAUCCGAGUACUGGCUUUGGCGAUGUCUCAACGUCGGCCGAACAGUAUACUAAUGGCUCGUACAACGCAGCCUAUCAGCAAUUCCACAUCCGACGGGACUUUAGCACCGAAGUUAUCCAUCAUCAGGUGCACAGCUGUUCAACUUCGGGUGGAGGUUCUACCGGAUUUUAUCCGCCUGAACAUCAGCAAUCGCCACUGGUAAUCACACCAACAACAGGCACAAAUUACGUCACCACUGCCGGAAGCGGUGACUAUUACGGGACGGUCUAUGAUGUCACGUCGUCCGCUUCGUCCAGCAGUAGCACAUCUGUAUACGGAGACCUAAACGACCAGAAUCAUUCAAAAUUGAAGAAAAAUGAAACUGUCAUAGCACAACAGUCGUCAAGUAUCAUUAAUAGCCAGGCACAACCUGAGACGGAAUGUGGAGGUAAAGCGCCUGAAACAAAUACUUCAAGCAAUUUUCAUAUUUCCUCAGAGCCCUACAUUCGUUCAUAAGAUGUUCAACUGUACUAUUUUGAUUGAAACCUAGUCGAUUUAUUUAUCCCAAUCUUUCGUAAAUGAUCUCAUUAUUGCCAAAGGACAAUUCGGCAAAUUAGUACAACAUUCGCCAGAAUCCCGAGUGAACACUUGGUCCCAGCACAAACCAAAAUUCUUAUCACUAACUAAAAAGUGAGCUUCUUCAUGUCUUAUUUGAUCAUUAUAUUUUCUAGUCUGCGUAUACACUCCUUCCUUAUACUUCGGUACAUCAGUCAGAUGCUGGUCAAUGUUAAAUUGCACACGACUUUUUUUUUUCUAUCACUUCAAAUUUAUUUCGAUGGCUGGUUGUUUGGCCUUUUGCUGAAACUUCUAAUUAAGAACUAUUUCUUUCGUGUAUUCAGACUUUGGAGUUUUACAUAUAUUGCUGAUUUCCUUCUUGUGUGCAUGCUAUUAUCGUUCAUAAUUGAAAUCCUUUCAAUACACUUAUAUUUCGUUUGGA